This is a messenger RNA of Neltuma alba, 3280 nucleotides long. Its product is annotated as protein SPA1-RELATED 3. The transcript has 8 exons. Gene Ontology annotation, molecular function: protein kinase activity; protein binding; ATP binding. The record is from RefSeq and is a predicted model, not a curated record. Gene Ontology annotation, biological process: photomorphogenesis; protein phosphorylation. The coding region runs from base 303 to 2975 and encodes 890 amino acids. NCBI's taxonomy places the organism in Eukaryota, Viridiplantae, Streptophyta, Magnoliopsida, Fabales, Fabaceae.
UUCAGGGUGGCUAUGUAUCAAGAAAAAAAAUAGUUCUGUGCGGUUCCGUUCUCAGUCUGGCCUAGCUGAAGCAGGGGAUCCUCCUAUGGUGGCUUUGGAACUUCUCAUCACGUAGAUUCUCCACCGGCGGAUAAGUUGAUCAUGAUUUUGGGAUUUUUAUGUUAUCUCGGGAACCAUCGAAAUGAGUUUUUAAGUCACGAUGUCGACGGUCGAGGUGCAAGACUGUAGUAGAAGUUGGAGAACUCCUCCGAAUAUUGGAUGCGAAUUUCGCGGCUUGCAUGCAACUCAAAAGUAAAUAAAAAAUGGAGGGUUCUUCUGGGUCUGGUUGGCAGAAGUCUGACAGUUCUAGGGCAUUCAAUACUUCUGGAGUCUCAGACAGGAACACAAGGCUUCUUUGUCCUGAAAAAAACACCACUUCUGGUGAGGCGUCACAGGACUCAGGUUUUAUAAGAGAAAGAGAUAGAAUAGGGUUGGCUCAGGGUGAUCAGCCCACACGCCUGGGUGGUUUAUCUGGGGCGUGCGGAGGUGAUGUAUCAGUUGACCCUUUUGUUCACUCUAUAGGAUGGGGUGAUAUUAGCUUCAGACAGUGGUUAGAUAAACCUGAUCGGUCUGUGGAUGUCUAUGAAUGCUUGCACAUAUUUAGGCAAAUUGUAGAAAUUGUUAAUAUAGCGCAUUCUCAAGGAAUUGUUGUUCAUAACGUGAGGCCUUCCUGCUUUGUCAUGUCAUCUUUUAACCAUGUCUCCUUCAUUGAAUCGGCAUCUUGUUCUGAUUCUGGCUCAGAUUCUGUAGAAGAUGGAUUAAACAGCAAAGCGGCUGAGAUUAAAACACACACAUCUCUCCUUCCUCAUGGUGUGCAUAAGAAAAUAAGUUUAGAGAGUAAAGAUAUUGUACCUGUCAGGACUUCAAUAUCUGCUUUGUCAGAAUCUAGCUGCAUGCUGUCCAGUGCAGUAUACGCAGCCCGGGCAUCUUUAAUAGAAGAUAGUGAAGAAAAGAAAACCAAAGACAGGAGAAAAGGUGACGAAUUAGAAGUUGAGAAACAAUCUUUUCCAAUGAAACAAAUACUAUCAAUGGAGACAAGUUGGUACACUAGUCCCGAAGAGUUAGCUGGCGCUCCAAGUACAUGUGCUUCAGACAUAUACCGAUUAGGGGUUCUCCUAUUUGAGCUAUUCUGUCCGCUCAGCUCAAGAGAAGAAAAGAGCAGAACCAUGUCAAGCCUUCGACACAGAGUUCUUCCUCCAAUGUUACUUUUGAAGUGGCCCAAAGAAGCUUCAUUUUGUUUGUUGUUACUGCAUCCUGAGCCUAGCUGUCGUCCUACACUGGGGGAGUUGUUGCAAAGUGAUUUCCUCAAUGAGCAGAGAGAUGAUAUGGUAGAACGUGAGGCAGCAAUAGAGCUUAGAGAAAGCAUUGAGGAACAAGAGUUAUUACUAGAGUUCCUCUUGUUGGUUCAGCAAAGAAAGCAAGAAGCUGCUGAAAAGUUGCAACAUACUGUUUCUUUUCUGUGCUCAGAUAUUGAAGAAGUGACCAAGCAGCAGGAAAGAUUUAAAGAAGUUGCUGGCUCUGAACGAGGAAGCAAUAAUCAUUCAGCACCGAGCUUCCCGUCCAUGACUGGCAUUGAUAGUGAGGAUUCUGCUUGUCUAGGUAGCAGAAAACGGGUGAGGCCAAGGUUGCAUGUUGACAACAUUGAGGAAUGUGAUGAUAACAUAGGUGAUGAUCGGAGAAAUUGUGGAAGUGUUCUUUCAAAAAGUUCUCGGCUAAUGAAGAACUUCAAGAAAUUAGAGUCAGCAUACUUUCUAACCCGAUGCAGACCGUCCUAUUCGUCAGGAAAACCAGUGGCUAGACAUUCACCUUUAAGAACUGAUGGUAGGGGUUCCUUUGUCAUGUCUGAAAGAAGCUGCAUCAAUAACUUGACAUCAAAAGAGCACUGCAGGGACAGUAGAAGUGCUUGGAUAAAUCCUUUCCUUGAGGGUUUGUGUAAGUAUUUAUCAUUUAGUAAGCUAAAGGUUAAGGCUGACUUGAAGCAAGGAGAUCUUUUGCAUUCCUCCAAUCUUGUGUGCUCGCUCAGUUUUGAUCGUGAUGGAGAAUUUUUUGCUACUGCUGGAGUUAACAAGAAAAUCAAAGUUUUUGAAUGCGACACAAUCAUAAAUGAGUGUCGUGAUAUCCACUAUCCGGUAGUGGAGAUGGGUUGCAGGUCAAAAUUGAGUAGUAUAUGUUGGAAUACUUAUAUCAAAAGUCAAAUUGCUUCUAGUAACUUUGAAGGUGUUGUUCAGUUAUGGGAUGUGACAAGAAGUCAAGUGCUAUCUGAAAUGAAGGAGCAUGAGCAGCGGGCGUGGUCUGUUGAUUUCUCAUCGGCAGACCCAACAAUGCUAGCAAGCGGGAGCGACGAUGGCUCAGUCAAGCUAUGGAGUAUCAAUCAGGGAGUUAGUAUUGGCACCAUCAGAACGAAGGCUAAUGUGUGCUGUGUUCAGUUUCCUCCGGAUUCUGGUCGAUUCCUUGCAUUUGGUUCCGCAGAUCAUCGAAUAUACUACUAUGAUCUCCGCAGCCUAAAAAUGCCCCUCUGCACGUUAGUUGGACAUAAUAAGACUGUGAGCUACAUCAAAUUUGUAGACACCAUGAACCUUGUCUCAGCAUCCACAGAUAACACUUUGAAGCUUUGGGAUUUGUCAAUGUGCACCUCUCGCAUAAUAGACACACCAAUUCAAUCAUUUACAGGUCACACAAAUGUGAAGAACUUUGUGGGGUUGUCUGUGGCUGAUGGUUACAUUGCUACCGGUUCAGAGACAAAUGAGGUUUUCGUAUACCACAAGGCAUUUCCCAUGCCGGCAUUAUCAUUCAAGUUCCAGAUGACAGACCCACUUUCUGGGCAUGAAUUGGAUGAUUCUUCGCAGUUCAUCUCUUCAGUUUGCUGGCGCGGCCAAUCGACUACCUUACUUGCGGCAAAUUCCACCGGAAAUGUCAAAAUUCUGGAGAUGGUUUAGUCAAAGGUUGUUUGAAAUAGCAGAUUGUUGGUGUACAUGAGGUGACAGAAGGGGGGCUUUCGCCUUUCUGUUUGCCUUUAAAAGAGGGGGGCAAAAAAAAAAAAAAAGGUUAUAGAGAGAGAUAUACAGAUUCUGUGAUUUACUUUUGAAGUUGUAACAUAACAAAUUUUUGCAUAAGAUCAUAGCGGAAGCAGUCACAAAGGAGAGUGAGAUUGAUCUUUGUUAAAAGAUUUCUUGUAGAUAAAAUUCUAUAUUAAUGAGAAGAAAAGGUGGAAAAUGUUUAGAUUUUAUUAUUAUUAUUACUA